Siniperca chuatsi (mandarin fish) is the source of this 2425-nucleotide messenger RNA. RefSeq names its product zinc finger protein 32-like. Gene Ontology annotation, biological process: regulation of transcription by RNA polymerase II. The coding region runs from base 1 to 1302 and encodes 433 amino acids. Lineage: Eukaryota; Metazoa; Chordata; Actinopteri; Centrarchiformes; Sinipercidae. Gene Ontology annotation, molecular function: DNA-binding transcription factor activity; RNA polymerase II cis-regulatory region sequence-specific DNA binding. The record is from RefSeq and is a predicted model, not a curated record. The transcript has 4 exons.
AUGCCGGUGUCAGAGCGGAUUUCUGGAGAUCCAGAUCUCAAAGAUCGGUAUCCGGGCCAGUCAAGAGCCUUACGCCUGAGAGCGGUGCAGCUGCCAUACCAGGCAGUGAUGCAGCCAGUCAGGAUACUCAACGGUGCACCUGUAGAAAUUGCAGAAAAGCCUGGAGUCCAUGUUGAGCCUCCUCAGGCUGCAGAGGAAGAGGAGCUGUUAAAAUUGUUAAAAUGGGCUAGGUCCAGCAGCAGGGUGAGUGGAGCCCCCCCGUCAGCAGGAGUGGACCAGGACCAGGACCCAGAGCCGCCACACAUUAAAGAGGAGCAGGAGGAGCUCUGGACCAGUCAGGAGGGAGAGCAGCUUCGAGGGCUGGAGGAGGCCGAUAUCACCAAGUUCCCAUUCGCUCCUGUGAAGAGUGAAGAAGAUGAUGAUGAAGAGAAACCUCAGUCCUCGCAGCUUCAUCAAAGCCAAACCGAAGAGAACAGAGAUGCAGAGCAUUUGAAACCAGAAGCUGAUGGAGAGGACUGUGGAGGACCAGAACCAGCCAGGAACUUUAAUCCAGAUAAUCCUUUACAACCAGCUCCUCAUGACAAGACUUCACACUCCUCUGAAUCUGAGACUGAUGACAGUUGUGAUUGGGAAGAGACCAGGGAACCUCAGUCAGGUUUAAACCCAGAACCUGUGAGUGAUCAGGACUGUAAUACUGGAAAAACAUUAGUUAGCUCCUCUGAAUGUGCUACAAGCUUUGGCCACAAGGAACAUCUGCAGAAACACCAUGGAAUCGAAACAGCAGUGAAACCAUUUCGUUGCUCAGUUUGUGCUAAACGAUACCUUCACAAGAGCUCCUUAACAACUCAUAUGAGGCUUCAUUCAGAAGGAAAACGUUACAGCUGCUCAGUUUGUGCUAAAAGAUUUGCACAAAAGGCAAAUCUGAGCGAACACUUGACUGUCCACACAGGGGAGAAACCACUGAGUUGUUCAGUUUGUGGUAAAAGAUUUGCACGAAAGACAAAUCUGAAACGACACUUGACUGUCCAUACAGGGGAGAAACCACUGAGUUGUUCAGUUUGUGGUAAAAGAUUUGCACGAAAGACAAAUCUGAAACGACACUUGACUGUCCAUACAGGGGAGAAACCAUUUAGUUGUUCAGUUUGUGGUAAAAUAUUUGCAAUACAUGGGAAUCUGAGACAACACUUGACUGUCCACACAGGGGAGAAACCAUUCAGUUGCAGUGUUUGUGAUAAAAGAUUCACUCGUCUCCAUAGUGUCAAAAGACACAAGUGUGUUGGUGAGAGCAGCAGAAAUAAAUGACGCUGCUUGUUGAGACAUUUUUUUUGAAGUACUGAGGGCAGGACUUGGCUCAACACUGAUCAGCUAAAAACUUUGAUACAGACUCCAAAAGAAGUUCUGCUUCAUCUUAUCCUUUGAGCUGAGAUGAAGCCACGUGAUCAUUUAAUUCCUUUUUUAUUGGAGUCCACGUUAUUUUGUCGUUUUCCAGGCACUGUGCUUUUUGGUAUUACAUGUGUUCAUUGUUUUGUAUUUAAAUUGUCAAAGUAUUGUAUGUCACCUAUACAGCACUAAGGUCAACAUUUGUUUUUUAUUUUAGUUCAAUGCAUCCAUACAUAUCAUACUGUAACAUUGUUUGGGCCAGUACAUAUCCCUCUUCUUUUCAAAAGAUUUUCUUGAUCUAAAAGAUACCCCCAGAAGAAGUCCUUAACGACUCAUUUGAGACUUCAUUCAGAAGGAAAACGGUUCAGCUGCUCAGUUUGUAAAAAAAAAAACUUUAAAUGGAGAACAGAUGUUGUGAGGCACAUGAGAAUCCACACAGGGAAGAAACUCUUUAGUUGUUCAUUUUGUGCUAAAAGAUUUGCACAAAAGACACAUCUGAGACAACACCUGACUUUCCACACAGGGGAGAAACCCUUCAGUUGUUCCAUCUGUGGUACAGGAUUCACACAAAGCUCAACUUUGACCACACACUUAAGAGUUCAUACAGGAGAAAGGCUAGUUUCGGUCUCAGAGACAAUUUGGUCAGUUGUGACCAGAAUCCAUACUGGGGAGAAACCAUUUAGUUGUUCAGUUUGUGGUAAAUAUUUUACUGUGCACCGAGCCUUAGUUAAACAUAUUAGGUGUCACUCAGAAAAAAGUACUUACGGUUGUUCAGUUCAGAAGAAAACAUUUUACAUGGAAAUCUUUGUUGUGAUGCAUAUGAGAACCCACACAGGUGAGAAACCGUAUAUUUUCAGUGAGAAAAAGUUUGCGUAGGUUCAAAAACAAAAAAUCACAUGAGAAUCCAAACUGAGGGGAGGCCAUACAUCUGCUCAUUUUGUAGUAAAGGUGUUUGAGGUUUGACCAUAAACAUGAGAACCCACAUGGAAGAAACCAUUCAUCUGCAGAGUUUGUAAAAAAUAAAUAAAUAAAUACUUCUCCUUGA